AUGGCAGAAAAAAUUGGAUAUUCUAAAGAAACCUUUGUUUCUCAAAAUGGGCACGUAAUUAAAGCAAAAAGGUUUCUUCAAUACAUUGCAAGUUUCUCAGCAUCACUGGGAGCACUAGCAGCAGGAAUGUCGGUAUCAUGGACUUCUCAAGCUGGUGUAAAUGGUGCCAAUAUAGCAAGGGUAUAUAAUAUUUCCAUUACCGCAGAAGAGUUUUCAUGGAUUGGAUCACUCGCAGCAUUUGGUUCUGCAGUAUCAUGUGUACCAAUUGGUAUUCUUGCAGAUAUAAUAGGCAGAAAGUAUUCUAUGUUAAUACUUGUAAUUCCUUUUACUAUUGGCUGGCUUUGUAUUAUUUUUGCAAAUUCUAUCGCUUUAUUUUACGUUGGAAGGUUCUUGACAGGUUUCAGCGGUGGAGCUUUUUGUGUGACAGGUCCUAUGUAUACUUCAGAAAUUGCUGAAAGUGAAAUUCGUGGAAGAUUAGGUCUAUUUUAUCAGUUAUUUCUCACUGUUGGUAUUUUAACGGUAAGCAUUCUAAAUUUGGGUGUAAAUGUGUUUGAAUUAUCCGUUAUAUCUGGGUUUGUACCAAUAGUCUUUGGUGUAACAUUCUUCUUCAUGCCAGAAACUCCUGUAUAUUAUUUAAUUAAAGGAAAUGAAGAUGCUGCUAGAAAAAGUUAUAUUAAAUUUAGAGGUCCUCACUAUGAUAUAGAACCAGAAUUAAGUAUGCAGAAAAGAAUAAUAGAAGAGACUAGUAAACACAAAGUAUCGUUUUUAACUUUAUUGAAAACUAAUGCUUGUAAGAAAGCCAUAUUAAUAUCGUAUGGUCUUAUGGGAUUUCAACAAUUUAGUGGAGUAAAUGCUGUUGCAUUUUAUAUCGGUCCUAUAUUUGAAACAGCAGGUGGUUCUGUUGGACCUAAAGAAGCUGCUGUUGUAAUAGGUGUAAUUGGAAUAACUAUGGUAUUUAUUAGCACAUUAAUAGUCGAUCGCCUAGGUAGAAAAAUAUUACUUACAAUAUCUAUUAUUUUUAUGUGUUUAUCUCUCUUAGCACUUGGUAUUUACUUCUAUCUCAUGGAAAAAAUGAAUACAAGUAGUCUAGGUUGGUUACCUCUCUUAUCUGUCUGUUCUUAUAUCGUUUCAUUUGCAAUUGGAUUUGGUCCUAUUCCAUGGAUGAUGAUCUCAGAAGUUUUUAGUCCAGAAACUAGAGCUAUUGCUGGUAGUAGUGCUUGCUUAUUGAAUUGGGUGGUAGCAUUUAUUGUCACUAAAACUUUUGUUAAUUUAAAUAAUACUAUACAUAACUAUGGUACGUUUUGGUUAUUUUCAUUUGUUUGUGCUGUAGGUAUCUGUUUUGUUUUAUUCUUUGUCCCAGAAACGAAAGGCAAAACAUUAGAACAAAUACAACGCGAAUUGAGCGCAUAA
Vespula vulgaris is the source of this 1410-nucleotide messenger RNA. Its product is annotated as facilitated trehalose transporter Tret1-like. The transcript has a single exon. Gene Ontology annotation, biological process: carbohydrate transport; transmembrane transport. Gene Ontology annotation, cellular component: membrane. Gene Ontology annotation, molecular function: sugar transmembrane transporter activity. Lineage: Eukaryota; Metazoa; Arthropoda; Insecta; Hymenoptera; Vespidae. Bases 1 to 1410 code for a protein of 469 amino acids. The record is from RefSeq and is a predicted model, not a curated record.